Molecule: messenger RNA, 885 nt
Organism: Penaeus monodon (black tiger shrimp)
Lineage: Eukaryota; Metazoa; Arthropoda; Malacostraca; Decapoda; Penaeidae
Exons: 3
Coding region: 1-885 (294 amino acids)
Biological process (GO): DNA integration
Molecular function (GO): nucleic acid binding
Source: RefSeq, a predicted model, not a curated record
AUGACUCGGUGGGGGCAUGAGUUGUCAAUGCACAAUUAUGAGCUUAUCUACAAACCAGGGAAAGCCCAUCAUGUCCCAGAUUUACUCAGUAGACAUCAGCACACCCUGGGAUUUUUCGGACUUAUUGUAGACUGCGAGAAAGAAUUUAUUUCCCCGGUAUGCUCGCCGAGACACGACGGUACGUUAAAUCUUGGUGUACCUUGUCAGAGACGCAAAGGCCUCACUAGACGGGCAUACUUAGAACAUAUGCCAGAUGUUACAGGUCCAUUCGACCGAGUAUCAGCAGACCUUGUAGAUUUGCAUCAUUCUGCACGAGGAAAUCGGUAUGUGCUGGUCCUGAUUGACCAUCUCACUAGGUUUAUUCAGAUGAUAGCCUUGCCUAGUAAAGACGCCGAAACAGUAGCCGAGGCGAUCUUAAAGGAGUAUCUUACACUCUUUGGUCCACCAAAAGCCCUACUGACAGACAGAGCUUACCACCCACAGGCAAAUGGCAUGGUAGAAAGGGCCAACCGUGUGAUAAAGGAUGCCUUAGCCACUCUCAGCCUGAGCAUCCCGAGGAUUGGGACGAUUUGCUCCCAUUUGCUCAACACAUCGGCCCCACAGAAGCGUAAUGACACGCCCCUAUUUCUUCUGACAGGACGAGACCUAUUUUCCCCCGUAGGCAACACGAACCAACAGGACGUGGACGAGACCGCAGCCGCUACGUACCGACAGCGCCUGCAGGCAGCCAGAGAAAUAGCCGUUCAGAUGUUCCGCGAAGCUCGUAGACGCUGGGCGCAGGACCACGAUUGGAAACCUACGUCGCCCGCACGAGUUCCAUCCAGACGACCUCGUCCUUGUAAAGGAGAACCUGCCCACAACAGCGCGGCCGCCACGCCGCCCUAG